This is a messenger RNA of Staurois parvus, 315 nucleotides long. NCBI's taxonomy places the organism in Eukaryota, Metazoa, Chordata, Amphibia, Anura, Ranidae. The record is from the annotation of a GenBank genome assembly.
UGAUCAGCUGUGUCCAAUCACAGCUUAUCACAUGGCAGUGAUGAUCAGUGUGCCCUGAUGAUCAGUGUUGCCUCAGAAGUGCCACCUGUCAGUGUCCAUCAGUGCCAGCAGUCAGUGCUCAUCAGUGCCACGUGCCAGUGCCCAUUAGUGCCACAUCAAUGCCACAUAUCAGUGCAUACCAGCGUACAUCAAUGCCACAUAUCAGUGCCCAUCUAAGCUGCCUUUCAAUGUCACCCAUCAGUGCCAGUCAGUGCCACCUAUCAAUGCCAAUCAGUGCCACCUAUCAGUGCUCCCAAUCAGUGCCACCUAUCAGUG